AUGCUGGACCCCGGGGCACGGCGGCUAUUCCACCUGUACCUGGACAUCACAGUCCCGAAGAUACUCGCUGCCCCGGCUGGCUAUUCCAACCCUUUUGCGUCCGAGGUCGUCAGGUGGGCGUUCGCGGACCCGUUGAUAAUGAACAUUAUCCUGGCCCUAGGGGGAUUCCCACUGGGCGACACGGAUGAUCCAGACCUGCUGGAGCGCUCAAGGCUGCAAUACUACGGAGAGGCCGUCAAGGCACUGCAAGACGCUCUGACCAACGUGAAUGAUGGAAGCACACGCAGCACAACCAGACUGUUGCUGGCCACGAUGCUUCUCUGCACCUUUGAGAGUAUGCGCGGUAACCCCCAAGGGGUGUUCUGCAGUCACCUUAGUGCCAGUCGCGUCUUCGCUCACGCUCUCGACAGCCCCGAACAAGAGCUUAGGGACGACCAACUGACACGAAUUCUCGUCGAGUACUAUGCCUUCUACGAGUUGUGCUCCAAGGUCAGACUGGACGUCGACCAUCAAGAACCAGGCCUAUGUGGCCAGUCCAUGCUGCUGCAGGUUGAGCACCUUCGCUCCUUGAGUGGCUUUGGUGUCUUUUUCGGUUCUUCGUGGUCCCUGUACCGAGUUGUGCCCCGGAUUUGCGAGCUUGCAGCAAAGCGAAGAUGUGAGCUGGCCAAGGACAUUGAUCUAGGAUGCCUCGAAACGUUCCGAGAACUGCAGGACGUCCUUUCGGAAUGGCGUUGCGAGGAAGGCCCACAGCCAGUUGCAUGCGAUCCAGACCAUCAGUUCAGUGACGCGAGAGCAGCAGCCGGAGAACUGGUCCGGAAUUCGCUUCUUCUGUUUUUGUACUCUUCCAUGUUCAGCGAUCGCGAGUUCAUCCUGGGAGUGUCGCAGCCAAUCGUCAACGCGAGCAUCAAACUACUGCCGAUCGUGCACCCUUCCUCAUUCGCUAACACAUCAUUCUGGCCUUUCCUGGUCAUUGCAACGUACGCAACCACCCCAGAGCAGCAGACACGCAUUCUCGGAUUUCUGCCUCCUAUCAUGCCUCUUGUGGUUCGGGCCACUCAAAUUCUGAGGUGGGUAUGGAACAGUUCACAGAAUUCCAUUGGAUUACAGGCGUUGGCGGAUAUCAUCCACAUACGCAACAUCAGUUACUGCUUCGGAUGA
Messenger RNA from Microdochium trichocladiopsis, 1158 nucleotides. RefSeq names its product fungal-specific transcription factor domain-containing protein. Lineage: Eukaryota; Fungi; Ascomycota; Sordariomycetes; Xylariales; Microdochiaceae. The record is from RefSeq and is a predicted model, not a curated record. The coding region runs from base 1 to 1158 and encodes 385 amino acids. Gene Ontology annotation, molecular function: transcription cis-regulatory region binding; DNA-binding transcription factor activity. Gene Ontology annotation, cellular component: nucleus. The transcript has 2 exons. Gene Ontology annotation, biological process: positive regulation of transcription by RNA polymerase II.